Molecule: messenger RNA, 994 nt
Organism: Heterocephalus glaber (naked mole-rat)
Lineage: Eukaryota; Metazoa; Chordata; Mammalia; Rodentia; Bathyergidae
Gene: Comtd1
Product: catechol-O-methyltransferase domain containing 1
Molecular function (GO): S-adenosylmethionine-dependent methyltransferase activity; O-methyltransferase activity
Source: RefSeq, a predicted model, not a curated record
GCUGCGGCUCCGCGGGCAGGGCCGGCGCAGGGUGGAGCCAGGAGUCCCAGGCGGGUCCGGAGGGUCCGUGGCGCUGGGCCUCCCGCCGCCUCUCCGCGCCAUGACCCAGCCCGUGCCCCGGCUCUCCGUGUCCGCCGCGGUCGCUCUGGGCUCGGCCGCACUGGGUGCUGCCUUCGUCACCGGCGUCUUCCUGGGGAGGCGGUGGCCCCCGUGGCGAUGCCGGCGACAGCAGUGCCUGCUGCCCCCCGAGGACAGCCCCCUGUGGCAGUACCUACUGAGCCGCUCCGUGCGGGAGCACCCUGCGCUGCGCAGCCUGCGGCUGCUGACCCUGGAGCAGCCGCAAGGGGACUCUAUGCUGACCUGUGAGCAGGUGCAGCUGCUGGCCAACCUGGCGCGUCUCCUCAAGGCCCGGAAGGCGCUGGACCUGGGCACCUUCACGGGCUACUGCGCCCUGGCGCUCGCGCUCGCGCUGCCCCCCUUCGGGCGCGUGGUGACCUGCGAGGUGGACGCGGAGCCCCCGGCGCUGGGGCGGCCCCUAUGGCGACAGGCCGAGGCGGAGCCCAAGAUCGACCUGCGGCUGCGGCCCGCGCUGGAGACCCUGGACGAGCUUCUGGCGGCAGGCGAGGCCGGCACCUUCGACGUGGCGGUGGUGGACGCGGACAAGGAGAACUGCGCCGCCUACUACGAGCGGUGUCUGCAGCUGCUGCGACCCGGAGGCGUCCUCGCAGUCCCCCGAGUCCUGUGGCACGGAGAGGUGCUGCAGCCUCGGAAAGGCGACGUGGAGGCCGAGUGCGUGCGAAAUCUGAACGAGCGCAUCCGGAGAGACGCCAGGGUCCACAUCAGCCUCCUGCCAUUGGGCGAUGGCCUCACCCUGGCCUUCAAGAUCUAGGGCCGGCCCCUAGCAUGUGGGCUCCAGGGAGGUUACCUAGAAACCCAGGCACUGACCCUGAAUCUUCAAUCCAACAAUAAAGUGGGGCUGGGGCCCCGACCUCCA